CAAGUAGGGAGUGUAUUUAAGCUAUGACAAAGAAUUUUUUAUGGUUUAUUAUUUAUUGGUUCUUCUAUCUUCGAGUGCCAUUAAUUUUGUGUUGUGUCUGUUGAUUUGGUGUGCAAUUUUUACUAUUUCAUGCUACAUUCAGUAUUUCGUACUUGCAGAAUACGAUGUAUACCCGGCGCGCCUUACUAUUUGGAUCUACAUUAAUUUAUAUACUAUCAUUUUCUGUUGGAACACCAUGGCUUUAUAAAGCACCAGGAGCUAUUCUGGGGCUAGCCAGUUCAGCUUCUUCGUCUGCUUCCGCUGCUGCAACUCCUUUAUCUCAUAUCAUUGACUUGAGGAGGAAAGAAGAAAAAAGUGCCCAGUUACAAGAAGAUAAACAACUUUCCGGAUCGGGUGAAAUAGAUGAUAACAAAGAAGAAGUUGAAGCUAGUGGCGAUGGAAUUGAUAAAGAUGAAAAUGAGGAAGCUAACGAAGCUUCUCCUAGUUUUAUUACAAAAAAGGUUAAUAAAAUUUUAGCUAAGCUCCGAUUAAUAGCACAAAUCAAAAACGUUUAUCACUAUAACAAGGAUAUACGUGAAAACAAUUUUAAACCCAAUCUCACGUUCAACAUAACACCUGUCCAAAGUACUACUGAAAACGACCUCAAAAAAGAAGUUCUUAAUACAACGGAUCUUAAGAUAGAACCAGUCAAAGAAAAAUCUCAAAAGAUUCAGCAAGUAACUCCUUAUUUCUAUAAACCUCCGAAAACUAGUAUUGUUUUUCCAAAAGAAAAUCUCUACGAACCAACCAAAAUUGAUAUUGAUGUGAAUGCUGUAAAUGACAAAUUGCAAGAGACUAAAGAAUUAAAUGAAAAGAUUCAGGAACCAGAACCAGGUCGGUUUGGACCAGUAGGAGUGUUCUUUGCUGAGCUUUUAGGAACAGUUGUAGGCUUAACUUACGGAGCAAUAGCUCAAUUUACUAGUGGAACCCAAAGUCCCAUUGAGGCGAGUACAAUGAUAGUUACUUAAGACUGAUUACUUAAUUAAAUCUAUGAAUGUUAGUUUAAUAUUUUAUAUAAUUUUUGUAUAAAAAAUUAGAUAUUUAAAUGUUUUUAUUAUAAGUAUCUUAAAGUAUUAAAUGUUAUUUAUCUAGAUAUAACU
Messenger RNA from Sitophilus oryzae (rice weevil), 1139 nucleotides. RefSeq lists its product as uncharacterized. The coding region runs from base 165 to 1007 and encodes 280 amino acids. The transcript is spliced from 3 exons. The record is from RefSeq and is a predicted model, not a curated record. NCBI's taxonomy places the organism in Eukaryota, Metazoa, Arthropoda, Insecta, Coleoptera, Curculionidae.